AGAAUGUUCAACGCACGAGUAACCGAGGGACAAUCAACCACGAGGCCACCUUUGUUCGAUGGAACAAACUACUCGUACUGGAAAGAGAGGAUGAGAAUCUUUAUCCAAUCCAACGACUACAAGUUAUGGUUGAUUGUGAAGAACGGCUGCGGAGUUCCGAUGAAGAAAGUCGGUGAGGUCAACGUCCCCAAAACCGAAGAGGAGUUCAUGGAAGGCUACAUCGCUGUUCCAGAUGUUUCUGGAAACCCAACCUUGGCUCAACAGCGAUGUCUAAUAUGCAACAUCGCUGUUGGAAGACUUAACGCCAAACCAUGGUUUUCAGCUACCCAAGCCAGACAGCGCUGUUGGUUGCACCAACAUCGCUGUUGGGCUGGUUUAGCCAGACCCAUGGUUGGUUUAGUCAUGCCGUUAGCCGAUGUCAAAAACGUGGUUGAAGAGAAUAGCAAGAGGUCUAUUGCUCUACCCGCAACAACAUCAACCCACAACAACGUUGAUGAUGAAAAUGAUGACAGCGACGACACUGACCUCAGACUCUUCGCCCGAAAAUUCAAGAAGAUGAUGCUCAAGAAGGGAGGCAAGAAGAACACUCCACCCAAGUGCUAUGGGUGUGGUGAAAUUGGACACAUCAAACCAAUGUGUCCGAAGCUCAAGAACGAGAAGGACACGAGGGCACCGAAAAAGCAACGUGCCUACAUUUCUUGGGAGAACGACGGCUCCGGGAGUGAAGACUCGGAAACGGAGGAAGUGGCCAACUUGUGUCUCAUGGCCAUUGAGGAUGGUGAAACAUCAAAAGAGGCGUGCUUGAAGGCUUCGAGUACCUCUUGGUAUCUCGAUAGCGGAUGCUCCAAGCACAUGACCGGAGACGCAUCCAAAUUUAGGAGUUUAGAAUAUUUCAAAGGUGGCAAUGUUGUUUUUGGCGACAACAACAAAGGAAGGAUCAUUGGAAGUGGCACCGUCGGGAGAGACAAUGCUACAACCGUUGAGAACGUUCUUCUUGUUGAGGGCCUCAAGCACAAUCUUCUCAGCAUUAGCCAAUUGUGCGAUAGAGGUUAUUCUCUUCGUAGUAUGGCAUAUAGAGUGUUCAACAAGCGUACUAAGACCGUAGAGGAGUCUAUUCAUGUUGUCUUCGAUGAAUUUGAUGCUCGCUUGGCGAGAAAAGGUAUUGUUGAUAAUGUUCCAAGUUCUUAUGACGAUGAAGAAGAAAUCGUUAAGGAAAAGGAACCAGAAGAAGAGAAAACGCAUGAGCAAACGGAGCUUCCUAAGGAGUGGAGAACCUUAAAGAAUCACCCGAUUGACAACUUCAUUAGUGACAUAACGCAGGGAGUUUCUACUCGCAAUUCUCUUAGAAACUGCUACAUCACUGUUCCAGAUGUUUCUGGAAACCCAACCUUGGCUCAACAGCGAUGUCUAACAUCCAACAUCGCUGUUGAAAGACUUAACGCCAAACCAUGGUUUUCAGCUUCUCAUGCCAGACAGCGCUGUUGGUUACACCAACAUCGCUCUUGGUCUGGUUUAGCCAGACCCAUGGUUGGUUUAGUCAUGCCGUUAGCCGAUUUCAAAAAAAUCGGAUGCUCCAAGCACAUGACCGGAGACGCAUCCAAAUUUAGGAGUUUAGAGUAUUUCAAAGGUGGCAAUGUCGUUUUUGGUGACAACAACAAAGGAAGAAUCAUUGGAAGUUGCACCGUCGGAAAGGACAAUGCUACAACCGUUGAGAACGUUCUUCUUGUUGAGGGCCUCAAGCACAACCUUCUUAGCAUUAGCCAAUUGAGCGAUAGAGAUAACGUGGGAAAAUUUGAUGCUAAGUCGGAUGAAGGAAUUUUCUUAGGUUAUUCUCUUCGUAGUAAGGCAUAUAGAGUGUUCAACAAGCGUACUAAGACCGUAGAGGAGUCUAUUCAUGUUGUCUUUGAUGAAUUUGAUGCUCGCUUGGCGAGAAAAGGUAUUGUUGAUAAUGUUGCAGGCUACAUCGCUGUUCUAGAUGAUUUUGGAAACCCAACCUUGGCUCAACAGCGAUGUCUAACAUCCAACAUCGCUGUUGAAAGACUUAACGCCAAACCAUGGUUUUCAGCUUCCCAUGCCAGACAGCGCUGUUGGUUACACCAACAUCGCUGUUGGGCUAGUUUAGCCAGACCCAAGGUUGGUUUAGUCAUGCCGUUAGCCGAUGUCAAAAAAAUGGACGGAAACGGAGCUGGUGCAAGUCUGGUGUUCGUCGCGACAGACGGUAGGGGGGUACCGUUGACAUGUUACCUAGCUACCGCCAGUUUCCCCGGUUUCGUUCUUUUCUGGCGGCACCUGCUCAGGACGGGACCCGGGUGCCGUGUGACAGUAGACCCUACCGUCGGGGGCUACCGUGACGGGCUACCGGCUGGAACCCCAGCUGACACGGACGGUACCCUGGUGCCGUGGGGCCGGGGACAGGGAUCUCACCCACCCAACGAGGAACUCCUGAGUUGGUUUGAUCUUGACCUUCGUUCUGAAGGGGAAGGUCAUGACUCCAUAGGCAAGAUUGUGGACAAGGACUUCUUCAAAUCGGCGACCUAUGCCCCGAGCAAGUCCCUUUUCUCUCAGCAAGGUUUGCUCCGUUUUAUUCAUUUGACGUAUGAAGUCUUUUGUCCAAAUCUUAUACGUCAAUUUUGCUCCAAUCUUCGUACCACUUUGGGAUAUUCGCCAUCUCUCAUCUCCUAUGUUGACGGAAAAACCGUUUUUGUUGCCGGUGCCGCCUUGACCUCUCUCUUUGGCCUUCGUAGAGGUGAAAUUACAGAUAACUUGGAUGAAACAUUCCAAGAUGAGGGAAUUUGGAGACAACUCGGGUUAGAUCAUCGUGACCUCAAGUUUAGAAAUUCUAGCAACCCGAGUGUCAUUAACCUCACUUUGAUUCAACGCGUCCAACAAUACAUCUUCUGUUAUGUUUUGUUGCCCCGUGAUUCGAACCAUGGCGUUGUCAACAAGGACGACAUUCGUUUGUUUCACGUCCUGUUGAACAAUGUAAAAUUUGAUUGGGUUCAUUUCUUUCUUGUUGCACUCCGUGAGGGCUCUCUCUUUUCACAUCUUCGUUUUGCCAUCCCUAUCAUGCAUAUCCUUGCUCAUUGCAAAGUGGAACUUACUCGGGACACUCAGGUGCCGGUGAAGAAGACUUGCUACAUCAAGGACACCAAGUUUUCCCGGAUCGUGUACCGUGAGGAGGGCGAUGCUGCACCUAAUCUGGGCCUCGUUGUCGCAGACGAAGAAGAGAGCCAAAACGAGACUCAAGCCGAGGCGUCUCGUGCCGGAGGAAGUCGAGCCACGGAGCGCGUCACUCGUCAACGCAGGACUCGUCCGAGAGAAGAAGCACCGGAACCAUCUUGGGUGAAGAGGAUCUUCGAUACUCUCACAUGCAUUCGAGAUGACGUUCGCCAACUCAACGAGAGGAUAACUCGUUUCGAGCAAUCCCGCUCCUUCCGUGGCCCGCGUCACAGCUUAAGCGGAGGAGCUCACUUGUGUGACUCAAGUCUUGGUGUUGUAAGAAAGGUGCUGCAUAAAUUGUUCCAGCAGAAGCUUCAUGAGAUGCUUCAGCAGGAACUAAAAGAUCAAAUGGCAUCAAGGAUGUUCAACGCAGGAGUGACCGAGGGACAAUCAACCACGAGGCCACCUUUGUUCGAUGGAACAAACUACUCGUAUUGGAAGGAGAGGAUGAGAAUCUUUAUCCAAUCCAACGACUACAAGCUAUGGUUAAUUGUGAAGAACGGAUGCGGAGUCCCGAUGAAGAAAGUCGGUGAAGUCAACGUUCCCAAAACCGAAGAGGAGUUCACCGACGAAGAUUGCAAAAAGAUGGAGCUCAACGCAAAGGCAAUAAACAUGAUUUAUUGCGGUGUUAAUGCGGAUGACUACCGCAAAAUUUUGCGGUGUGGAACCGCAAAACAAAUGUGGGAGAAAUUGGAGGUCACCUACGAAGGAACCGCGCAGGUUCGGGAGGCCAAAAUUGACCAUCUUACUCACGAGUACGAACUCUUCUCAAUGAAGGAAAACGAGAAGAUUGAGGAAAUGUUUGAGAGGUUCUCUAACCUCAUUAAUCCUCUCAAUCUUCUCGGGAAGACUUACACUGACCGAGAACUUGUAAGAAAGGUGCUACGAAGCUUAUCCCCAAAAUGGUGUUCAAAGGUGGACGCAAUUGAAGAAGGACGUGACUUUCAAACAACGACCUAUGAUGCUCUUCGAGGUAAUCUUUUUACCUACGAAACCACCCAACUCUCAAAGGUGGUUGAAGAGAGGAACAAGAGGUCUAUUGCUCUACCCGCAACAACAUCAACCCACAACAACGUUGAUGAAGAAGAUGAUGACAGCGACGACACCGACCUCGGACUCUUUGUCCGAAAAUUCAAGAAGAUGAUGCUCAAGAAGGGAGCCAAGAAUAACACUCCACCCAAAUGCUAUGGGUGGUGAAAUUGGACACAUCAAACCAAUGUGUCCGAAGCUCAUGAACGAGAAGGACAAGAGGGCACCGAAGAAGCAACGUGCCUACAUCUCUUGGGAGAACGACGGCUCCGGGAGUGAAGACUCAGAAACGGAGGAAGUGGCCAACUUAUGUCUCAUGGUCAUUGAAGAUGGUGAUACAUCAAAAGAGGUAAGUGAUCAAGAACCUUCUCCCAAUGAUCCUUUAACUCUUAAUGAUGUUGUUUGCAUUGUAGAAGAUUUAGUAAGAAUGUUCAAAAAGGCUUCCAAAGAAAACAAUGAAAUAAAGCAAAAAAUCCUGA
This is a messenger RNA of Cuscuta campestris, 4727 nucleotides long. Lineage: Eukaryota; Viridiplantae; Streptophyta; Magnoliopsida; Solanales; Convolvulaceae. The record is from the annotation of a GenBank genome assembly.